This is a messenger RNA of Acanthosepion pharaonis, 1185 nucleotides long. The record is from the annotation of a GenBank genome assembly. NCBI's taxonomy places the organism in Eukaryota, Metazoa, Mollusca, Cephalopoda, Sepiida, Sepiidae.
AUGCUGUCAAGGAAAUCUGAUAAAUUUUCUUUUCCUUUCUUUCUUUUUUCCUAUCUUUAUUUAAUUCCAUUCUGUAAUUCCCAUGGUAUUAUUAUUUCUUUCUUUCUUUCUUUCUUUCUUUCUUUCUUUCUUUCUUUCUUUCUUUCUGUAUUUUCCGUCGAAAUAUUUUCUUUUCCUUUCUUUCUUUUUUCCUAUCUUUAUUUAAUUCCUUUCUGUAAUUCCCAUCGUAUUAUUCUUUCUUUCUUUCUUUCUUUCUUUCUUUCUUUCUUUCUUUCUGUAUUUUCCAUCGAAAUAUUUUCUUUUCCUUUCUUUCUUUUUUCCUAUCUUUAUUUAACUCCUUUCUGUAAUUCCCAUCGUAUUAUUCUUUCUUUCUUUCUUUCUUUCUUUCUUUCUUUCUUUCUUUCUUUCUGUAUUUUCCGUCGAAAUAGAUAUCAGUUUUUCUUUCAUUAUCGUUUUCUAAUUCAUUUCUUUAAUAUUUCUUUCUGUCUCGUUUUUUUUUUUUCUUUCUUUAUUAUUUCUUAUUUUCUCUCUUCUGUCCUUCGUAUUGCCCUUCUUUUUGUUGUCCUAAUUCAAUUUAUUUUCUUCGAUCUCAUUUUAUUUUUUUCCUUCUUUCUUUCUUUAUUUUUACGGUAUUCUCUUCAAUUUGAUUUUCUUUCUUCCUUCCUUUCUUUCUUUCUUUCUUUCUUUCUUUCCCUAUUAUAUUGUGCUUUCUUUCUUUUAACCUUUUAUGUAAUUCUCUUCGCUCUCAUUUUCUUUUUUUCUUUCUUUCUUUCUUUCUUUCUUUCUUUCUUAUGGUAUUCUCUUCGAUCUCCUUUUCUUUUUUUCCUUCUUUCUUUCAUUAUUUUUCGGUAUUCUCUUCAAUUUGAUUGUCUUUCUUUCUUCCAUUUUUUCUUUCUUUCUUUCUUUCUUUCUUUCUUUCUUUCUUAUGGUAUUCUCUUCGAUCUCUUUUUCUUUUUUCCUUCUUUCUUUCUUUAUUUUUACGGUAUGCUCUCCAAUCUCAUUUUCUUUCUUUCUUUUUUCUUUCUUUCCCUAUUAUUUUGUGCUUUCUUUCUUUUAAUCUUUUAUGCAAUUCUCUUCGCUCUCCUUUUCUUUCUUUCUUUCUUUCUUUCUUUCUUUCUUUCUUUCUUUCUUUCUUUCUUCGUUGUGAUAUUCUCUUUGAUCUCCUUUCUUUCUUUCUUUUUCUGA